AUGUACUUGAAGUCCCAUCUACGUGGACCCGCCGCGAACAUCAUCGCCGGCUUUCAAUCGACGGUUGAGAAUUACGAUGACGCAGUACGUAUCCUAACCAACACGUAUGGUCGCCCGGAGAUCCUACGCAAUAAGCUAUGGGACAAGCUCUUGCAGUUACCACCUGCCUCAGAGUCGCCGCAGUCACAACGCGCGACACUUUGUGCUGUAAGAGCCACGUGGACCCAGCUUCAACAUCUCAAAGAGGACUCUAGUGCGAUAGGCACACUUAGAAUCAUUCGUGCCAAGUUUCCUCGGCGUACUCGUGAGAGAAUUGGCGAAUUCAAGAAUAAGGGAGAUCCGAUGUGGACAGUAGAUGAGUUGCUUGAUACUUUGGAUACCAUCAUCGAUAGACUGGAGAACAUAGAGGACGCAGACCCUUCGGAUUAUCACUCCUACAAUUCUCAAUCCGUUGUUCGUCAACACUCUCUUUCUCCUCGUAGAUAUCCGAGCGAGUAUCGGACAGGUGAAGCGUUUACGCGCUAUCGUACACCAUCGCGAUCGAGGCGUUCGCCGUCGCGCUCGCUGUCCCCUCGCAGUAGACAUGAGAGAUCAUCAUCACCCUACUACCCUAGGCGUGCGUCGUACAGCCCUACUAGAUCGCGACGUGCAGCACCAUCUGAUGUGCAGUGUGCCUUCUGUCACAACUUUGGUCAUCUACCAGACCGUUGUAGAACCAUCCCGGAUGCUAGGCAGCGAAGAGUGUUUGUCAGUCGUCAUAAGCUUUGUUGGUUGUGUUUGCAACCUGACCAUACUUACAUUGACUGUGACGAGCCUCUUUGUCCAUAUUGUAGCAGGAUACAUCAUAGGUCACUCUGCCUCAAAACUUUAUCCGUACCGCGAUCGCCAAGUCCAUCGCCUAGGCAACGCUAUCAGGACUCGCAUAGAUCUCAAUCGCCAAGACGUGUUCAAUUUUCUGAGGAAGCCUAUAGACCGUCAUCUCGUACAAGCACCCGUGCAUCUUCGCGCGGUUUUCAGUCCAGGUCACCACCACCAUCUAGGAAUAGGUUUUCUCCUACACCAUCUAGGCGCACUUCACUAUCGCGAAGGUCGCGCAGUCCUAUGUCUGCAGUACACAGCGCCAACUGUACCCUUGACGUGCAUGGAACUACCAAUGAUACACGAUCUGACUCUCCUGACGAUCAUUCUCCAGCUCGCACGGAUGUGCAUCCGCCUUCUUCUUGUACAUCUGUCUGUCAUGAUCAGUCAACACCUCAGGAGCCCCGCCUAAUGGUAGUCCACGCUGUAACUAGGAAUUAUAAGACCAACAAGAGCGAACUACUCACGGUGUUCUUGGAUAGUGGUUCGCAGUAUAGUUUUAUUUGCACCGCGUUGGCCAAACAUCUGGGCCUUUCAUUCAGGAAUACCAGGACUAUUACUACCCUGACGUUCGGAGGACAUCAGUAUACGGAAUCGUCAGAGGUCACUCUUACACUUUGGGACCAAUACGACUAUCCGAUCCAACUCGAGCUAUGGACGCGCGAGAAGAUCACGACAGUCCCACGGACUAACAACUGUUACGACAGUACCAUCGUCGAUCCUGCAGAUAGAGUGGAAGUUGACGUGCUUUUAGGAAUAGACAACUAUUGGCGUGUUGUAGAUCUGCACAGGAAUGAGAAGUUACCAUCAGGACUCAUCUUGUCGCACACAAGGUUCGGACCAGUUUUAUCUGGCAUACAGCACCCGGUUGUUUCUAACACCCUUUCAACUAUCCACAAUUUCUCGGACGAAGACGAGCCAGAGAGCGAACGAUCAAUACGUAGCUUUCUCGGUCUCGAUGUACUCGGAUUAGACGAAGGCGAAGAUGUGGAUGCCGACGUCAUCAGGCAGUUUUUUAGCAAGGAUCCAGCAAAUCGGCUCAAGGAACAGAUUCUUGCUAACACUUAUGUCGAUAAUCUCAUCAUUGGCGCAGACUCCAAUCAGGAAUGCCUGACUAAGUGUAAACAGUGCAAGGACAUUUUCGCAAGGAUGUGCAUGAACCUUCGCGAGUUCAUGUCUAAUAGCCAGAGUACGAUGCUGUCGAUUCCUGAACACGAUCGUAUGACAAUACACGGACAUUUCGUCAAGUUUCUAGGGAUUAAAUGGGAUCCUAAGCUUGAUGUGCUGCAUGUGCCGAUUAACAUCGCGCACCAACCCGUAACGAGCAAGAGGACAGCAUUAAGAGUCUAUGCGUCUACGUUUGAUCCUCUAGGACUGUUAACACCGCUGCUGGUAAGACCCAAAAUGUUUAUACAGGACUUAUGGGAAGCCGGUUAUGAUUGGGAUGACCCCUUCACUGAGGAAGAUGCCCAGAGAUGGAACAACAUCGUGCAGGAAAUGAGCGACUUUCACUCGCACGUGCCGCGCUACCUCGGAUCUACUUGUGAUGAUGCUUACGAUUUGGUUCUUUGUUCGGACGCGUCUAAGCGAAUUUAUGCCACCGUCGCUUACGUCUUGACAUGUGAGUCGAACAAUAAACCACAAUCAACCUUAUUCUUCGCGAAAGCGAAGCUAGCUCCCCCAGGUGCGAUCACCAUCCCUCGCAUGGAGCUUCUAGCUUGUCACAUGGCAGCCAAGAUGGCAAAGUUUCUGAUAGGCCAGUGCAAAGUCAGCUUCCGAUCAAUUAGAUUCCUCACCGAUUCUCAGAUAGUUCUGUACUGGAUUCAGUCGCGCAAGCCGCUCAAGACUUAUGUCGCAAACCGCGUCAGAUACAUCCGUCGCGUACUAGACGAGUUGAGAGCGGACAACAUUGCUACCGGAUUUUACUACUUGGAUACGGACAAUAACCCGGCGGACUGUGCCACCCGAGGAUUAACCGCCUCAGAAUUCCAGAAUCACAUGUGGUGGACAGGCCCAAGCUUUUUCAUGACCCCUUCUUCGCAGUGGCCCUGGAAGAAUCUUGAACCAUCAGUUACUUUUCCGCCAGGUGCUGAAGUAGAAGAGCUUAAGGUGGUCACAACAUCGAUGAACACCAUCCUGGAAUCUUAUACCUCCUUCGUGCCUUUUACGCGUACCAAUUCUUACACCAAGUUGGUUCGAGUCACUGCGUAUGUCCUAAAGUUUUUGGCCAAAGUGCGUCACCGAGCCAGGACGCGCUGCCAUCAUGAGAACCAGGACACGCAAUCUAUUCUUAGCACGAUGGACACGACACCCGUGGUAACACCAAAGGACUUCACGACGGCUGAAUCGUUGCUCAUACGCGAGCACUACAGGGAGUGCCAGCAACGCUUGAACAGUUCAUAUAUGAAGAAGUUUCGCACGACAUGCGACGAGGACGGUAUCAUCAGAAUAGAGGCCAUUCUUAACACCAGACCUCUAUUUCCGGUGAAUUCAUCCGAUCCGGAUACGAAUGUGGCCAUAAGACCUAUCGACUUGAUUACUUCGGAUUUUCAAGUGGCACGUUUGACCGGCAAUAUACCUCAGAAGAUCGCUAACGCAUCGAGCGAAAGUUAUCGAGCGCUCCGUACGCGCUACAAGUCCCUACAGGAAGACUUAGACCAUUUCUGGCAACUUUGGCAGACGGAAUACCUCGACGCCUUGGCUCAAAGACAAGUCAGACGCACGAACGGUCAGUCUAGUAAGAAACCACCCCGAGUAGGAGAAGUAGUGCUCGUCAAACAGGACGCGCAUCGAUCAACGUGGCCACUAGCACUCAUUCUGGAACUUUACACUUCAUCUGACGGCAAUAUCAGAUCAGCCAAGAUUAGGACUGCCAAGAAGAAGAUAUUGGAACGUUCAAUCAACCAUCUGGUACCCCUGGAGAUAGUGGCAGAUGAGGAGACCAUCCCGGAGCGAGGUUACGAACAGCACCUUGCAGUAAAGGAUACUCCUUGUGGAACAUCUAAGGAGUGA
Molecule: messenger RNA, 3870 nt
Organism: Cylicocyclus nassatus
Lineage: Eukaryota; Metazoa; Nematoda; Chromadorea; Rhabditida; Strongylidae
Source: the annotation of a GenBank genome assembly